Molecule: messenger RNA, 927 nt
Organism: Somion occarium
Lineage: Eukaryota; Fungi; Basidiomycota; Agaricomycetes; Polyporales; Cerrenaceae
Source: the annotation of a GenBank genome assembly
GUUCCUGCUACGCACACACUCUCAGUCACUUCUCCAGACACACAUAAACAACACAACGCUGAUGGCGACGACGGAACUCGGUGUGCUCUAUAAGGACUUGGUACAAUCAUUCAGCGCACGGCCAGCUGACCUCAAGAAGUGCGGUGUCCUUCUGAGCAAGCUGAAGAUUGGCCUGAUAUCGGCGGGCCUGCUGGUUCCACAACCAGACGCUCUUCUGGAGGACCUGGUGGUUGCGCGUGAAAUCCUUGAAAUUGGUGCAUUCUGGAGUAUUCGUACGAAAGACAUCCCAUCUUUUGACCGUUAUUUCUCCCAACUUCAAACAUUCUACAAUGACUUCAGCUCAGUACUUCCUCCAUCUCCUCGUGAAUUCCCUCUACGCGGCCUGAACCUCAUUCGUCUCCUCACGCAAAACCGCAUUGCCGACUUCCACACAACACUUGAAUCCCUGCCACUGCCCGCCGACUCUCUGACAUCCAAUCCAUUCAUUAGCCACCCGAUCAACCUCGAAAGAUGGCUCAUGGAGGGAAGCUAUAGCAAGGUGUGGAAUGCGCGUGAGGAGGCGCCUGCGGAGGAGUACAAGUUCUUCGUGGAUUCACUCAUGGGCACCAUCAGGAAUGAAAUCGCGAGCUGCGAAGAAACUGCAUAUGAUAGUCUGCCUAUCAAGGAUGCUGGCACUCUGCUCUUCUUCAACAGCCAAUCUGAGCUUGUGACAUUCGCACAGCAGCGAGGCUGGCAAGUGAAUUUGACCGAAGGUACUAUUACAUUCGCGAAGAAGGGUGAGGAGAAGGUAGAGAUCCCAAGAGAGAAGCUCAUCCAAGCCAAUCUUCAAUAUGCACGUGAACUAGAGCAGAUUGUGUAGUGUUAGACUGUAGAGUCCUAUUAGUUUCCCUGCCCGUUAUCACAUACCGGUCUUCUUAAGUUGCGAGG